Messenger RNA from Aspergillus ochraceoroseus IBT 24754, 1455 nucleotides. It is a transcript of the gene bfr1, whose product is annotated as putative nuclear segregation protein (Bfr1). Gene Ontology annotation, biological process: intracellular mRNA localization. Gene Ontology annotation, cellular component: endoplasmic reticulum; nuclear outer membrane-endoplasmic reticulum membrane network; ribonucleoprotein complex. The coding region runs from base 1 to 1455 and encodes 484 amino acids. The transcript has 3 exons. Gene Ontology annotation, molecular function: mRNA binding. The record is from RefSeq and is a predicted model, not a curated record. NCBI's taxonomy places the organism in Eukaryota, Fungi, Ascomycota, Eurotiomycetes, Eurotiales, Aspergillaceae.
AUGGCCACUGCUGCUGUCAAGUCCGCUGAGCCCAAGGUGAGGCCCACCAAGCCCGAUGAGGACGCUUUCAAGGCUAGCCUCGCUGAGGCUGAGAAGGAGCAUGCUGCUGUUCAGGAGAAAUUGAACCAAGUCAAGGCCAAAAUUGAAAGCGCCAAGCCCAACAACCAGGACUCGCCCGUCGCGAAGAGACAGCAGGAACUGCGCGCUGAACUUUCCUCCAUUCGUCAAAAGCAGCAGGGAUUCAAGGCUUCAAGGUCUAGUGCCCAGGAGAAAAUCAAUGCCCUCGAUGCGACUCUGAAGGCUCGCAUUGCCGAACAGAACAACUCUCGCACCCGCAUGUCCUUCAAGAACGUUGAGGAGCAUGACCGUGAGAUUGAACGCCUGGAGAAACAGGUGGACUCUGGCACUCUGCGCCUGGUGGAUGAAAAGAAGAUCCUGUCGGACAUCUCGAACAUGCGAAAGCAGCGCAAGAACUUUGCCAGCUUGGAAGAGGCUCAGAAGGGGAUCAACGACCUUAAGACUCAGAUUGCCACCCUCAAGAAGACGCUCGACAACCCCGAGGCCAAGGCACUUAGCGACAAGUACACUGAGAUCCAAAAGGAGCUGGAUGGCAUUAAGGCGGAGCAGGACAGCGCAUUCAAAAACCUCAACUCGCUGCGCGAUGAGCGUACUAAGCUCCACGCUGAGCAGCAACAGAAGUGGACCGCCAUCCGUGAGGUCAAGGACAACUACUACAAGGGCCGCAAGGCCUACAAGGAGUACGAGGACGAGGCCUGGAGAAUCCGCCGCGAGAAGCACAAGGCGCAGCGCGAGGCCUUCGAGCGGGAGAAGAAGAAGAAGAUCGCCGAUAAGAAGCUAGAAGAAGCCUCUCGGCCCGCCUACACGGAUGAGAUUCUGAUUGCCCAGGGUCUGAUCCGCCACUUCAACCCCGCCUACGACUUUGCCUCGCUCGGACUGGAUGAUAAGAAGGACCAGUCGUCCAGCUUCCGUGCUGAGGUUGGCCGUACCGUGGAUGACUCCAACAUCAAGGGUUUCAAGAUCCUGAAGAAGGAAGACCGCGAAGAGGACUACUUCGUCGGCACCGGUGGAAAGAAGGGCAAGAAGGGUAAGAAGGGAAGCGCCAACGGUGCCCCCGCUCCAGGAACCCCUACCGAGGCCAAGUUCAACCUGAACGUUGGUGUGAUUGAGGACUUUGCCAAGGUCAAGAUCGACCCCCCCAUGAACCAGGCCGAUGUGCCUGCCGUGGUUGAGAAGCUUGCCGCCAAGAUUACCGAAUGGAAGAAGGACCAGGCCUCCAAGACCGAAGAGAACAUCAAGAAGGCCCAGGAAGAAAUUACCCGCCUGGAAGCGGAAGAGAGUGCCGCUACGGAGGCCAACGGCAACUCCGACGAGAAAGAUGCGGCUACCGAUGUAGCCGAAGACCUUCAAAAGGCCUCCCUGGAGGAGACGGCCUAG